This is a messenger RNA of Psilocybe cubensis, 3063 nucleotides long. RefSeq lists its product as uncharacterized. The record is from RefSeq and is a predicted model, not a curated record. Lineage: Eukaryota; Fungi; Basidiomycota; Agaricomycetes; Agaricales; Agrocybaceae. The transcript has 8 exons. Bases 1 to 3063 code for a protein of 1020 amino acids.
AUGGGGCCAGGUUAUGACCAAGAUCAUCCUCAGUUCAAUCAACCAUGUCGAGCAGUAACGAUCCGCGAAAGAGACCGGGAACUUGUGUCUAUUGAAGCAGCCACAAGUGAUCACACAAGGGAUACUGUAGACCAAAAUGACCGUCAGCACUCAUCAUCUACGGGAAGAGCGACUCCCAGCUCAAGUCACACCAAACCAACCAUCAUACGCAAGACCUCCGUAAGAUCUGAGCCUGUUUUUCGUGUUCCAGAUGUCCCAGCGCAUGCCAGAACUCCUGAGAAUCGCGCAACGUCGUCGAAAACUCCCGUGGCCCGCAACUAUAUCGACUCGUCUCGAAGGGCGUCGACAUUAUCGGCUGGUUCAUCCACUCUUGCUUCCAGCUCCCGUAGCGUAAGCUCUACCCUUCAAGGUACACCCAGUCGGUCGCAGGGAUUGACAUCGGUCAAGAAUACAAGGGCUACCAAAACUGCGAUACCCAGUGACGCUGUGCCUCUUGGACGAGCUUAUCAACCCCAACGCCCCCGUCUAUCAGCAGCUUUAGUAUCCAGCAAAAAGACAUCGCGCAGUAAACUCCUCCCGACUCAACAAAACCGUGCCAUCAUAACAGCAUCGCCAUCCCAAUCGCAGUCGCAGUCGCAACCAGCAAGGAAGACCGCGGAUCCGAACACGGUCACGACGACCGCAAGCUCGUUGUCGGCAGACCUGUACACUGUCAAGCAGUAUAAAUCCGCGGGGCCUCUUUGGCAGCAGCUGGAUGAUGCGUUUGAGCAGCGGAUGCUCGCUCACAAGCGCGAUAGAUCGGGGAAUAUGGUUGGAUUUACCAAGCGGGCGUCUGCGGCGCGGAGGACUACAGUCAGUUGGGGUGGAGGAGAUGAAGGAGGUGGAUCUCGUCCAAGUGGUGGAAGAGGAAGAAGGGGCGGUGGUGGUGGAGGGGGAGAUGAGUUAGUUUUGGAUGUGAAUGAUAUAGGCCGUAAAACUGCGCACAUUGCGCCUAGGCUGCGGUUGCAAGUCGGAGAUGAAAUCGUUGUCGAUGAACUUUCAGACGACGAAGAGCCAGUCCAGGAGCGGCCUAGUGAUAACGAAGAUGAAGAAGAGGAGGAUGAAGAAGAAGAGAGGUACAGACCGGUAGCCAAAAAGUCCUUUGUCAAAAGUACCUCAGGUCCUACUCGAGGCAACCCUUUCAAUGCAGCGCGUAAGAGGCGAUCUGCAGUGGGAUCCUCUGACGAAUCCGAAUCCGAGUCAAAAUCUACAGAAUCCAACUCUGACAAUGGUGACGUAGAAUCUCCUCGUGAAGAAGAGGAGGAGGUACCAGAGGAGGAGGAGGAGGAAGAUGAGGAAGAAGAAGACGAACUCGAUCCGGACCAGUACAAUCCUCACCCUCGACGCGACACGGAUGGCGACAUCGUUAUGGGCGAUGCCCGCAGAACCAUCGAAAUUCUCCCAUUCGACGAAGAGAAGAUGAUCACUGCGCCUUUGCCCCUUCCCGUCAAACGAGAGCAGCAAGAAGAAGCUACAUUAUACGACGACGAUGACGAUGAAGAUUCAGACGGAGAGUACCAUCCCUCAGAGGCGCUGGUGUCCGCAGUCGAGGCUCUUUCUCUGUCGACUUCACGCAUGCGAGCUACCAACCAGCUUCCAUUCCUUCGACGAAACGUGUGCGUGGGGUUCUUAGAGCGAUGUCGUACACUCAACAUCCCAAUAUAUCCUGAAAAUCAAGACUCGCGGACUAGAAGGAAGAUGCGGAUGCAAGUUACCUACGAUACUGCAGGCAGUGGAGUAUACAAGGCUGGUGUGGACGAAUGGCUGUGUCCCAUAUGCGAUCUCUUCCACCGUGAUGAAUCAGGAGAAGAAAAGGGAUUCAACACUCGGGAGAUGUUAGAUUGUCACUUGGCAUGGGAUCAUGAAGAAGUGUAUCACGAGUGGGUGGCAGAUGUAGAUGGAAAUGACACCCGCGAAUAUGAGUGGAAAUUACAGAUCGUAAUCCCAGAACCCGCGCCCGAACCUGAGCCGCAGACAAACCCAUCGCAGUCGACAUCCGCUACACAAGAUGAUGUCCGUCCUGACGACAGUGGAAUAUUCCCCUUUGUCACUUUGUCGCCCCCACCAUCUGCCAGGCUUUCAUCUACCGCACGGUCCCCGUCUGUGCCAGCGCACAUUGAGAUUCGACCUGAUCUGAAACCGAUUGCGAGAAAGUCAGCAAAGUUGCAAAGUAAUACAGUAAUCAAACCUAUCUGGGCAAAGACAGGGAGUGUAGCCACAAAGCGUGAGCGAGUAGAAAGCUCGGUGUCUUAUGAGGUGGACGUACAAGAUACGACAUCGUCGCCGAGUCGAGAUUCUAUAUCACAAUCGGAGUCGGCGACCUUGCAAGAUUCUACUUCUGCUUCUGUAACAAGAACCCCGGAGACUGAGAGCGUAUCACCCUCGCGUUCAGUGACUGGAACGUCGUCCGUCCGCACAGCAGACCCCCGUUCCUCGAGACCAAUGGAAGAGCCACGCCCGCGAUCGCCGACUUCACGUUAUCCGACACCUCCGCCCGCCGACGCGCCUCUCGGGCCCGCCGCACGAUACCCUUACCUCCCAAUGUCUCCAAGUCAUCUAGGAGACGGUGGUGGUCCGGCCAUCGACGAAAGCAUCGCGGCUGUUCCAAGCCACAUCACAGGUGCUACCAUCACGUAUAGUUGCCGUCCAGGGGGACCCUACCUCUUCGACCUCUUGGGUACCUUGCCUCUCGCGGAAUACGGAGUACUGUCAUGGGAAAUUAUCGAUCGCGAAGACGAAAUUUGGGAAAGCGACGAUGUGAAGGAUGAAUACAAGGUCAUGCAUGCUCUAUGGGCACGGUGGAUAUUUGUACAGGCAAAUCGAAAUAAAUUUAUCGCAAAUUAUGUCAAAGGUGUCAAGGCCUUUAUCGAUACAUAUUGGAGGAUGAUCCACAAAGCAGCUGGGUGGAGUGCACUGCGCUUUUUCUUGUUCGUUUUUCUCGCCAACAAUUUCUUGACAAGCCAUGAUGUGGCUCAGGUUCUUUUAUAUUACCAAAAUCUUACUGGGAUGGAGCACUGGGUAUGA